Messenger RNA from Haemonchus placei, 198 nucleotides. The record is from the annotation of a GenBank genome assembly. Lineage: Eukaryota; Metazoa; Nematoda; Chromadorea; Rhabditida; Trichostrongylidae.
AUGGAUUUUCGAAAUAGUAGAGAGGCUAAAUUGCAAAAAAACCUAUUUAACCUAAAUUGGCCCGGAUUAAUGGCAUCACAAAUGGACAUGGAAAGUCUACGGUAUGAGAUUUCGUGGAAGGACGAACGUAUUGAAUACCUGCAAAAGACCCUAGCCGAAAUGGAAGAUUCAUUACCAAGCUCGUCAGCAGACAACUAA